UCUCAUGCACUUGCGGAAGUGGCUUUGGGAAGUGGAACACCGGUAACCACACCAGAAGUGCAAUGGAAUUACUGUGCGUAGUCCUUGGUUUAUGUCUGUAUUUCUCAGCUGCAGCUGCAGCAGAUUCCAAGGCGGUAACAAUGUCACUGACUACCAAGUGGCCUUCAACACCCUUAAUACUGGAAGCAAGUGAAUUUAUAGCAGAAGAAAGCUCAGAUAAAUUCUGGAGUUUUGUGGAUGAAAACCAAUCACUUCAAGAUCAAGGUUCUGAUCAUUCAAAUUAUCUUUUGAUAUUGAAAAGUGCUGGCCGCUAUCUCUCACCCAUGCAGCAAAACCUAAUGAAGUUCGCCUUGUCGCUACGCUCUUACUCAGCCACUGUGCAGACGUUCCAGCAGAUAGCAGCAGAUGAGUCCCCUCCGUCAGGCUGUAGUGCUUUUAUUGUGGUGCAUGGGGAGAAAACCUGUGAUCCUAAUAACUUGUCAUCACUUCUCAGAACAGCAAAAGACAGACCGAAACCUUUCUUAUUCAAAGGAGAUCACAAGUACCAAGUUACCAACCCUGAGAGCCCUGUGGUUAUACUCUAUGCACAGAUUGGCACCCAAGGCUUUGCCAAUUUCCACCAUUUGCUUUCUACAAAGGCCAGAGAGGGAGUGAUUUGCUAUGUGCUCAGGCACUUUGUUGCUAGCCUCGGUGCAGAAAAGGUUUUUCUCUCUGGAUACGGUGUGGAGUUGGCAAUUAAAAGCACUGAAUACAAAGCUAAAGAUGAUACUCAAGUGAAAGGAAAUGACGUGAAUGCCACAAUGAUGCAGGCAGAUGAUCCAGUGGAUGAGGUGCAGGGAUUUCUCUUUGGGAAGCUCAGGCACCUGUAUCCAAGUCUGAAGGAGCAGUUGGAAGAACUGAGGAAGCACUUAGUAGAGAGCACUAAUGAAAUGGCACCUCUCAAAGUAUGGGAGUUACAAGAUCUUAGUUUCCAAACUGCUGCACGUAUUCUGUCAGCACCGACGUCUGAAGCAUUGAUGGUUAUGAAGGAUCUGAGCCAGAACUUUCCUACCAAGGCCAGGGGGUUAACCCGGACUGCAGUUGACUCUGCUAUUCGUAGUGAAAUUGAAGAAAACCAGAAAUACUUUAAGGGUACGUUAGGGCUGCAGCCUGGAGAUUCUGCACUGUUUAUCAAUGGAUUGCCCAUUGAUCUGGAAAGCCAAGACAUCUUUAGCUUGUUUGAUACACUUCGUGAUGAGGCUCGUGUGCUGGAAGGUCUGCAUCGCUUGGGAAUUGAAGGCUCAGCCUUGCACGAUGUUCUGAAACUUAACAUUCAGCCAUCCAAUGCAGACUAUGCUGUGGAUAUCCGUAAUCCUGCCAUAUUUUGGGUGAACAAUUUGGAGCUUGACAGCAGAUACAACUCCUGGCCAUCCAGUGUUCAAGAGCUACUGCGCCCCACCUUUCCUGGAGUCAUCCGACAGAUCCGCAAAAACUUCCACAACUUUGUUCUAAUAGUUGACCCUGUCCAUGAAUCCACUUCAGAGUUAAUAAAUGUGGCAGAAAUGUUCCUCAGUAAUUAUAUUCCAAUCAGGAUAGGUUUGGUGUUUGUGGUGAAUGAUUCGGACGACAUUGAUGGCUUACAAGACCCAGGGGUUGCUCUGCUUAGAACAUUUAACUACGUGGCUGAUGAAGUUGAUAAUUAUCAUGCAUUCCAAAUUGUUACAUCGAUCUACAAUAAGGUCCGUAGUGGAGAGAAGCUGACUGUUAAACAUGUGACAAGUGUACUAGAACAGAAGUAUCCAUAUGUGGAGAUUAGUAGCAUUUUAGGACGUGAUUCUGCUUACGACCAGUUCAGGAAGGAAGGAAAAGAAUAUUUCCUGCAGACUGGAUUGUCCCCACUUCCAGUCGUACUGUUUAAUGGAGUCCCAUUUCAAAAAGACCAACUGGAUCCUGAUGAACUGGACACAGUGACCAUGCACAAAAUCAUUGAGUCAACCAGUUUCUUCCAGAGAGCCACAUAUCUGGGAGAACUGACAAAUGAUCAAGAUGUUGUAGAUUAUCUUAUGAGCCAGCCCAAUGUUAUUCCCAGAAUUAAUUUAAAAAUUCUAGAUCUGGAGCGGGAAUACUUGGAUUUAACAGCAACCAACAACUUCUUUGUGGAUGAUUAUGCCAGAUUCACAUUUUUGGAUUCAAGUGCUAAGAGUGCAGCAGUGGCCAACAGCAUGAAUUACCUAACAAAGAAAGGAAUGUCCUCCAAGGAGAUCUAUGAUGACACCUUUGUAAGACCAGUUACCUUCUGGAUUGUGGGGGAUUUUGAUAAACCCUCCGGUCGCCAGCUGUUGUAUGAUGCCAUAAAACAUCAGAAAUCCAGCAACAAUGUUCGAAUUGGCAUGAUAAAUAACCCCAGCGACAACCCCUCUUCUGAGAAAACUCAAAUUGCACGGGCCAUCUGGGCUGCUCUUCAGACUCAAAAUUCCAACAAUGCCAAAAAUUUUAUAACUAAAAUUGUCAAGGAGGAAAACGCUAAGCUCCUAGACGCUGGAGGCGAUAUCAUGGCAUUCACAGUGGGAGGAAUGGAUGUCAACCUAUUCCGUGAAGCCUUUGAAGCUACCAAGGUUGACUUUAUCUUAUCCCAUGCGAUGUACUGCCAGGAUGUUCUUAAGAUGAAGAAAGGUGAUCGAGCUAUCAUAGCCAAUGGGAGGAUUGUUGGACCUUUGAAGAAAGGAGAUGCAUUUAAUCAAGAUGAUUUCCACCUUUUGGAGAACCUGAUCCUCAAAACUUCGGCACAGAAGAUUAAAUCUCACAUCCAGAAGCUGGGAGUAGAGGAAGAUCAUGCUAGCGAUCUGGUGAUGAAGGUAGAUUCACUGUUAUCGUCACAACCAAAAGGAGAAAGCAGAGUUGAUUACCAAAUGGCAGAAGACCAGCACAGUGCCGUUAAACUAAGGCCUAAAGAAGGAAUGACUUACUUUGAAGUUGUUGCCAUUGUGGAUCCUGUAACUAAAUCAGCUCAGCGACUGGCCCCAUUACUCCUGGUACUGAACCAAAUUCUUAAUAUGAAUAUACGGGUAUUUAUGAACUGCCAGUCCAAGUUAUCAGAAAUGCCCUUGAAAAGCUUUUAUCGGUUUGUUUUGGAGCCAGAGGUAAUGUUUACACCAGAGAAGAUGUUUAUGUCUGGUCCAAUUGCAAAAUUCUUAGACAUGCCACAGUCUCCUCUCUUCACUCUUAACCUUAAUAUUCCAGACAAUUGGAUGGUUGAGCCAGUGCGGACUCCUUAUGACUUGGAUAAUAUCUAUUUAGAAGAGGUGGAUAGUGUUGUUGCUGCAGAAUUUGAGCUGGAGAAUCUGCUCCUUGAAGGCCACUGUUUUGAUGUUACUACCGGGCAGCCACCCAGAGGUCUCCAGUUUGUAUUGGGGACAGCCACUAACCCUGUCAUUGUGGAUACCAUUGUCAUGGCCAAUUUAGGUUAUUUCCAGCUAAAAGCUAACCCUGGUGCCUGGGUUCUUCGUCUGAGAAAGGGUCGUUCAGAAGACAUAUAUAAUAUUUACAGUCAUGAUGGAACAGAUUCACUUCCUGAGGCCUCAGAAGUGGUGGUUGUACUUCAUGAUUUCAGGAGCAAAAUUAUUAAAGUCAAGGUUCAGAAAAAGCCAGAUAAGCUUAAUGAAGAUCUUCUUAGUGAUGGUACUAGCGAGAAUGAAUCUGGAUUCUGGGAAUCUAUCACAUGGGGACUUACAGGAGGUCAGAAACCAGAAGAAGCUAAACCAGAUAAAGAUGAUGUGCUGAAUAUUUUCUCCCUGGCUUCUGGACACUUGUAUGAGCGCUUCCUAAGAAUUAUGAUGUUAUCAGUUUUGAAAAACACACAGACUCCAGUGAAGUUCUGGUUUUUGAAGAAUUAUUUAUCUCCUACCUUUAAGAACUUCAUACCUCACAUGGCCAAAGAGUACAACUUCCAGUAUGAACUUGUUCAGUACAAGUGGCCAAGAUGGCUUCACCAGCAAACUGAAAAACAGAGGAUAAUCUGGGGCUACAAAAUCCUCUUUCUGGAUGUACUUUUCCCUCUAGCUGUAGAUAAAAUCAUCUUCGUAGAUGCAGACCAGAUUGUACGGACUGAUCUCAAGGAGUUGCGAGAUUUUAAUUUAGAUGGUGCCCCAUAUGGAUACACUCCUUUCUGUGACAGCCGGAGAGAGAUGGAUGGUUAUCGCUUCUGGAGAUCCGGGUACUGGGCCAGUCACUUGGCCGGACGAAAGUAUCACAUCAGUGCCUUAUAUGUUGUGGACUUAAAGAAAUUCCGAAAAAUAGCUGCUGGCGACAGGCUGAGAGGGCAAUAUCAGGGCUUGAGCCAGGAUCCUAACAGUCUUUCUAAUCUUGACCAGGACCUGCCAAAUAACAUGAUUCACCAAGUGCCCAUUAAAUCACUUCCCCAAGAGUGGCUGUGGUGUGAGACAUGGUGUGAUGAAGCAUCCAAGAAACGUGCCAAAACCAUUGAUUUGUGUAAUAACCCAAUGACCAAGGAACCCAAGCUGCAGGCAGCCGUACGAAUUGUCCCUGAGUGGCAGGAUUUUGACCAAGAAAUAAAGAAUUUAUAUAGCCGCUUCCUGGAGCAGAACGAGAAUACAACAAAGCAAGAGCCAGAAGAUCUGAAAAGGAAAGAAACAGACGUUCACAAGAAGCACGCAGAAUUAUGAUCUUUGGACAUCUUCAGGACACUGAAUUAUUAAGACUUUUUAAUAAGAAGUCAAAAUAUGUUGGAUUUUUAAUUUUACAGAAUGUCUGCAAAACUGCUGAAUGGUGUGAUGAGAUGUGGUAUUUUGGGUAUUUAUAUUUUGGGGUAUGAUUGAGUUUUUAGGUGAUACCAUCCUAUGGCCAUAUUUUCAGCGCUGAUGAAGCUCAUGCUAUCAGGAACUGCAUGGUGUCACCAUAAUAUUCCAAGCCAAAUAAAUUAUUACUUUAAUAAUGAUAUUAAAGGGACAUUGUGCUCGAAAUUUUUGUUAUCUAAAAAUGUAGAUAUUUUUUUUUGUGGGGUGGGGGCAUGGAAAUAAUGUGAAGUAAAGACUGUUUAUUGAAAUUGAAACUAAUACAGCUCUACCAGUUGUGCACUUCUUACUUAUGCUCACUGGCUAAUAGGUAUUUCCUGCUAAUUCUCAUUGGCUGAUAGGCACUGCUUGCUUAUGAUUACUGAGUACCUACCAGCCAAUAAGCUUUAGUACUAAGUGCACAGCUGAUACUGGCAUAUUAGUUGAAAUGUAAACAGCUUUUACUUCAUAUUUUUGAGCACAUUGUCAUUCUAAAUCAACCCAGAAAAGAUGGCUUGCAUGGGAAAAAUAAACCACUUUAAUUCAUGUGAUACAGGGUAUCACUUUAGCCAUAUAGUUCUGGAUCUUCAGUAGAUCCCAAAUACCUGUAUGCUGAUGCUUAGCCAUAUAAUUCUGUGUUUGUGCUGCUUUUAUAUGAAAGAGGAAAUAUUUCUAAAUCCUUUUUUUUUUUUUUUUUUUUUUUUUUAAUUUGUAAAUGCAGUAACCCCUCAAUGUAGCAUCCCCCUAACAUCUGAACCAUUUAAUUACAAAAGUUGCCAAUUACCUGUAAAUAGUUUUAUAAAAACAAAAUCAUUUCCAUUACAAACAGAUCUGUUAUGAUGGCAGGAUUAGAAAGUGUUGCAAUUUGAACACUGAGUAUUAGGCACUAUAAUGUGCCACUGAAGGAAUUUAGAAUACUGAAGUUUUAUUAGAAGUGUCAUAUUUGUAAUGAGUUCAGGAGCACCAAAUAAUGUGUUCAUUUUCUAAUUAUACCUUUAGUGUCUGCCUUGAGGUACUUGCACAUCCCCGCGUUUAAAAAAUAAUUACUUAAAAGUGGUCUGAUCUGAAAGUCUGUGUUCUUUGAAUCGUAUUUUUAAAUAGUUUUUUUGUACAUUUCUUUUCAAACAUAUUGAUAAAAAGGGACUUUAUCACCAA
Messenger RNA from Bombina bombina (fire-bellied toad), 5924 nucleotides. It is a transcript of the gene UGGT1, whose product is annotated as UDP-glucose glycoprotein glucosyltransferase 1. The transcript has 41 exons. Gene Ontology annotation, cellular component: endoplasmic reticulum. The record is from RefSeq and is a predicted model, not a curated record. Lineage: Eukaryota; Metazoa; Chordata; Amphibia; Anura; Bombinatoridae. The coding region runs from base 63 to 4661 and encodes 1532 amino acids. Gene Ontology annotation, molecular function: UDP-glucose:glycoprotein glucosyltransferase activity.